This is a messenger RNA of Lates calcarifer (barramundi perch), 3145 nucleotides long. RefSeq lists its product as uncharacterized. Lineage: Eukaryota; Metazoa; Chordata; Actinopteri; Centropomidae. The record is from RefSeq and is a predicted model, not a curated record. The coding region runs from base 170 to 2212 and encodes 680 amino acids. The transcript has 3 exons.
AUAAACACUGAACACGUCAGAGUGAGCGGAACGUUAGAACCAGAGACCAGAGAGUUAGUUUACCACAGCUACUACAGAACAAACCAUUUCACAGACCAGUUAUUCAACACAGUUUCAGAGACCUGUUGUAUAAACCAGUUUCAGAGAACAGUUUUACAGACAAGCUUCAAUGUCUGGAGUUUUUAGUUCAGACUUUCUCCCUCCGAGUGAGGUGGAGAAAGAAACUGACCUGGAUCAGACGUCUCAGGACCAGAUCACCAACAAGGACCAGACUUCUGACCAGGAUCAGAUCAUCGACCUGGAUCAAACAUCUGACCAGAGUCCAACGUCUGAGGAUCAAACCUCAGAGAACAAGAUCAUCGAUCAAGAGGAGACUUCUGACCAAGAUCGGACCUCCAACCAGGAACAGACCACCGACCUGCUGACCCAGCAGGCAGCCCUGAUGCUGUUCCUGGAGGAGAAGGUGCUGUUUGACUGUAAGGAGGAGGAGGACCUGAUCUCCGCCAUGCUCUCAUCCUUCAUCGGCAGCCUGGAGGACAGAGAGUGGCAGAGCCUGCAGGACCGGAUGGUGGAGCAGAUGUCUCAGACUCACCUGGCUCAGGUGUCUGAGAGGAUCAUCAGGGUGGUGUCUCAGCUGGUCCUCCAGCUGCUCACCCCAGCUCUGAAGGUCCAGUUCCAACCUGAAGACCUGCCUAGAGCGCCCCCCUCUGAGAGAGAGGAGGAGGAAGAGGAGCAUCAGAGCGACAACAACGACAGAUCCUCUGCUGCUCUGAGACCGGUGCCUGGAGAUCAGCGAAAGUAUUUGGAAGUCGAUGAAGAAGCCCUGGUUCGCUCAUUGGGCAGCUCCGCCUCCCAGCUGCCGGUGAGGAGCAUGCUGGGAGAUUUAGUGAAGCAGCUGAACCAGGGUCUGUGUUUGCUGGCUGCUCAGAGCCAGGACAGCGCUGAGGCCGAAGGGUCAGAGGUCACAUCUGCUGCCAUGAAUUUCUUGGCGUUGGCAGGUGAGACUCUGGCUCAUUUAAAAGACGAGGAUCAGGACCAGGACAUAGACACCAUCUCCGAAAGAGCGACUGAGGAGGUGAUGUUCGCCAUCGCUGACACCAUGAGCAGCUGUCAGGUUGAAGGGAGGAAGUCAACCAGGAUCCUGAGAGACCUUGCUACCAAAAUAAGUGAGCAGCGCUCAGCAUCCGGCCACCAGCAGCUCAGCUCGUUCACCAUCAGUCUGAAGACUGACAGUGAUGAGCAGCCUGAGCAGCCUGGAGCUCGUCAGAAGCCAUACCCGAUACACGUGUCGUCUGAGAAGAUCAACAGCGACCUGUCUGAGUUUCAUGGCUCCUGUCUCCAGGUGUUAAAGGGCCUUCUGGCCAAGUUAUUGGCCCUGUCAUCCCCACAGAGUUUUAGCGUGAUGACCGGUCGACACAGGUCAUCCCUGCCCGCCUUAGAGUCUGCUGCCUCGGACGUUCUCGACAUCGUCGUCAACAGUGUGAAGGAACUUUGCCAGAAAAAGAAGUCGAAGUUCCCACUGAGACGACGCAAGACAAAGGUCAAAGAGAAGAACGUGAACUCCACAGCUACUGAGUUGAAAGUCGCUCUGCAGGAGAAACUGAGAGAGUUUCUCACCUGCCACAAAGACGCUGUGGAGCAGCAGAAGAACAACAAAAAGGAAAAAGCAAAGACGAUUGUAUCCACACUUCUGUCCGACCUGAGACAGAAGACAGAAGAGUGUGAGGACAUGCAGCAGGAGCAGAGAUCCAGAGUCCAGGUCAUAACCGGUGCUGUCAGGACUCUGCUGCAGCAGGUCGACGUCUGCGGAGGCGACUGGGACAGAUCCACUCUAAUCAAACUGGAGGAUCUGAUCAGUGAGGAUAAACUGUCCAGCUUCUCCCAGCUGCUGACGACGUCUCUGGGCCCUCUGUGGUCCGGUCCCGUCAGACCAGCUGAACAGGUUCAUCUGUUCUGCACUGCAGCUGUGAAGCAUCUGCUUCGACUGUUCGUCCUCCCUCCUCUCUCCUGGGGGAUGGGCAGGGUCGUACAAGUCCAGAGCGACAAAUCAUUCACCGCCAGGUUGGCAGAGUCGGCUCAGCUGUACGACAACACCAUCAGCCGGUAUGCUCAGCUGAUGUCCGACCAGGUGAUGAGCGACCUCCGCAGGUCGUCCACCGCCUUCUGGCUGCAGCUGGAGGUCGACGCUCUCCAGGAUGGCACUUCAAAAUGAUGACAACGCACCCACACCGAAGAAGAGGAAGAAAAAGAACGUCAUACAUUUCUUCCAGAAGCUGCCACGGAAGAUUGGAAAGAAAUGGAGGACGGUGAGAAACCGGAUGGACGAGUACAUCAUGGACGUGGAUUCUGACGAUGAGGAGGAAGGACUGGACCCCUCUGAGCUGAGGAGGAGGAGGAUCGUCCGCUUCCUCCAGGAUCUUUCGGACCGGAUUGUGAUGGCUUUCUGGGUAUAUGAGCCGAGGCCGUGGCAGACGAUGGCUCUGUUCCCAAUCUAACAAACACUAUCUCUACCAAAGGACAUUUACAGGACUUAUAAAAUACAUAAGUUCCUGAGCCCACCGGCGAUGUCUCAUCAAGCGUUCAUUGACAUCAGCAAGUGAACUGACUCUUUCCUCUGCCUUGUGUUUGCGAGGGUGUGAGGGGUGUGGAUUAUCUCUAGGGCCACACAUUCUCAAACUCACGAAGAGGCAGUGCACUGAUUACAGGGAUAAGCUGAGGUAACACUGCUGAUACGAUGACACUUCAUACACAUUUAUGACAAUAACCUUGAUAGUGACUUUAACUUUGAUGAUUUUCAUCUUUACAAUUCCUUGAAAUUUUCCUAAACUCCCAUUACUGAGGCCGAGACACUUUGGCCUCUGACAACAUGCAAACGUUUAAUGUGAAGAGUCUGAAAAGACUUCCAGUGUUUAAUGAUUGUAGAACUUGUUUGUGCUAAAAGUCAGUAUCUAUGGAUAAACAGCUGUGGGAAAAGGUUUGGGUAAAUUCUUACUCUAAACUCAACAUCUGUUUGCUUCAAAAUCUGACAUACAUGGAGUUUGCUCAGUGGGAAAACAUCUGCAGACAGCUGUCUGAAAGUACCUGGAUGUAAAUCGUGAAAUGUGAAACUUGUGAGGAAAAUUUGAAUGUUAAAUAAAUCUGUGUC